Molecule: messenger RNA, 2082 nt
Organism: Fusarium venenatum
Lineage: Eukaryota; Fungi; Ascomycota; Sordariomycetes; Hypocreales; Nectriaceae
Product: fungal-specific transcription factor domain-containing protein
Biological process (GO): DNA-templated transcription; regulation of DNA-templated transcription
Molecular function (GO): DNA-binding transcription factor activity, RNA polymerase II-specific; zinc ion binding; DNA binding
Source: RefSeq, a predicted model, not a curated record
AUGAAAACAUUUGAUUGGCUGAUCUCGGAAGCUCGCUACGCGUGCAACUAUUGCAGGCAGAAGAAGUUCAGAUGUACGAGGGAGUUUCCCAAAUGCGGAGCCUGCAAGCCAUGGCCUGGUCCAUGCAACUAUGCCCGGGAUAUUCCGAAUACCGGUACUAGUUUAACGACUACGGCUGUUUUGGCAAAUAACCAGAAGCCCGAUGAUGUACAGAUUCGAUUGCAAAAUAUUGAAAACGCAAUUCAAGACUUAACCGAUGUCGUCAAUAAAGCGGUAGUGGCCAUCGAUGAGAUCUCCUCAACUUCGCUGAAAGGCAAUACCAUUCUUCAGACUACCUCAGCUGACGAUCAGGCUUCAAGAUUGUAUGUUGGCAAGCAGAACUCGUUCGCGGUGUUGGAUGAUGCAACCAAUUCUGUUCAUGGAGCGACUGGAAAUUUGUCUUCAUCACUCCAACAGAGCGCUGCUAGCGAGUUACAGUUCUUAUCAACUUCAUUGACAACAGCAGUAGCUGAUAACCAAUUGAGAGGAAACUCCUUCUAUGUUCCAUCAAAAGCCCAGGGUUACCAGUUGAUAGGAAAGUUUCUCGAAAGCGUCGGCCUAGGCGAUGCAUUCUUCGUGCCACCAUCAGAAGAGCACCUACUCCAAGUUUUAUUCAAUCCGGGACAAGUUGUACGAAAGUCUUGGAUCGUGUACAUCGACUAUAUGAUCCUCGCAAUGCUAUCCGAGGAUCAGAGUGCCGAAACCAAAGGAUUCCGAAACAACGUGAAGCUAGCCCUUAACGACAGCAGAAUCUUCCUUGAGCCGCACCUCGUACACUUGCAGACUCUCAUAUUGCUAGCCAUUCAUGGUGAAGAUUAUGCAUCUCCAAGUCUUUCGUGGAUGCUCGUGGGUCAUGCGUGUCGCCAGGCUGAGGCACUGGGUCUUCACUUGUCUAAUAGCCCGGACUUUGAGACUCAUCAGAAACGACUAAGUCUAUUCUGGAUGCUUUUUGCUGUCGACAAGUCUUGUUCGUUAGCAUUUGGCCGGCCAUGUUUCCUUCCAUCUAACACAUAUGGAACCGUUGUGCUCCCAGAUUUUGGACACUUAACACGUUUCCAACCUCGAUCUAAAUCAGCAGAUGGGCAAGAACAAUCAUUUGUCUUUGGAGCCCAUAUGUUUAUUGCGCGGGUGAAACUUGCUCGCUUGACAGGGGAUAUUCUAGAUCUGGCCAGCAACACAGACAUGAUCUCAAAGAGAGACCAGUUAGAGACAGACCUGACCGAGUGGCAGACUCAAACCAAACAUUUGUUGGACGGUAUCUUGGAAGGCGAAAGGGCUUCAUCUAGUCCGAACCAGUUGCGGGAAAUGUCACUAGGCAUAAGCACCAUGACUUUUGAGUAUCUACACGUAUUCUUGGUUCUCACUAGAGCUGAUCCAUCUUGCGUCGGCCCAAGACUUGAAGCCGCGCGAGAGGCUAUUUCUCUUCUUCCCUCAUUGGUGUCUAAUUGGACGUCCAUAUAUAACCCCAUGACUUGGCAUCUACUCUACUUUCCAUUUAUACCGUUCUUCGUCAUAUUUGAGAAUCUAGUACAUGACCAUGCCUUUAUCUCUACAACUACCAAACAACAUGACAUCGAGCUUCUGUCGUCGACAGUUUCUUAUUACUCUAGUAUACGCAAUCAGUUCCAACUACUGGCCCCUCUUUGUGAACGCCUUAAGAAGGUUGCAAAGGUGUUCCAUCGUUUAGCUGUCGUUCUAGUUGGUGGCCACGGCACUUCAGAGCAGGACAAAGAGUUGUUUCAGCCUAUCCCCGAUGGGGACGUAUCGAGCAUCGGCACCUUGAAUAGUAAUGCCGCCAUGACUGUCGAAGAUAUUCAAGUUGACUUGGGCGACGAGAUUGGGGUUGACUUGAAACAAUAUCUAGAGCGGCUCCCAGCAGAUCUAUUCCCCCUUCAAUCUGUAUCACUUGGACAAAUAUCGACUGGAAAUGUGACCAGCGAGAUAAUGAACAGUUUCCCAAUGGGCGAGCAAGAAGGUUCACGUGGUACGAAGCGCCCAUUUGACGUCAUGUUUGACUGGUUUGCAUGGGACUCUUAUGAGUAG